Molecule: messenger RNA, 4115 nt
Organism: Lagopus muta (rock ptarmigan)
Lineage: Eukaryota; Metazoa; Chordata; Aves; Galliformes; Phasianidae
Gene: RNF2
Product: ring finger protein 2
Exons: 8
Coding region: 274-1284 (336 amino acids)
Cellular component (GO): PcG protein complex; ubiquitin ligase complex
Molecular function (GO): ubiquitin protein ligase activity; chromatin binding
Source: RefSeq, a predicted model, not a curated record
UCCCCGCCGGGCAAGGAAAGCGGCCCCGCGCCCGCGGCUCUGGCCGCGCUCCCCCUGCCCAGCCCCGGCCAUGAAUAUGUAACUCCCCUCUAUUUCCCGAGCUCCAUUGCGGAGCUGCCGCUCGCCAUAUUGUGCUGCCGGCGCUGCGGCUUCUCUGCCGGUGGGAGCAAACGGCGGCAGCGUUCUGUAGGGCAGAAAUGAGGUGGUGUGCCUGCUAGCUGCUCCCUGCAGGCUGAAAGCUUUGGAUUUUUCUGUUGGACUGCCUAAAAAGCCAUGUCUCAAGCUGUGCAGACCAAUGGGACGCAGCCUUUAAGCAAGACCUGGGAGCUCAGCUUGUACGAGUUGCAAAGAACACCUCAGGAAGCGAUCACUGAUGGCUUGGAAAUCGUUGUGUCACCCAGGAGCCUGCACAGCGAACUCAUGUGUCCCAUUUGUUUGGAUAUGUUAAAAAAUACCAUGACGACAAAAGAGUGUUUGCAUCGUUUCUGUGCUGACUGCAUCAUUACAGCCCUCAGGAGCGGCAACAAAGAAUGUCCCACAUGUCGUAAAAAGCUGGUGUCAAAAAGAUCGCUGCGACCUGAUCCCAAUUUUGAUGCUCUCAUCAGUAAAAUUUAUCCAAGCCGUGAUGAAUAUGAAGCGCAUCAGGAGAGAGUGCUAGCAAGAAUCAGUAAACACAAUAACCAGCAAGCUUUAAGUCACAGCAUUGAAGAGGGACUAAAGAUUCAGGCUAUGAACAGGUUACAGAGGGGCAAGAAACAGCAAAUUGAGAAUGGCAGUGGAGCAGAAGAUAAUGGUGACAGUUCACACUGUAGCAAUGCCUCAACACACAGCAAUCAGGAAGCAGGGCCUAGCAACAAGAGGACCAAAACAUCAGAUGAUUCUGGGCUAGAACUGGACAAUAACAACACAGCUGUGGCCAUAGACCCUGUGCUGGAUGGUGCCAGUGAAAUAGAAUUAGUCUUCAGGCCUCAUCCUACCCUCAUGGAGAAUGACGACAGUGCACAGACAAGAUACAUCAAGACCUCAGGCAAUGCCACUGUUGAUCACUUGUCCAAGUACCUGGCUGUGAGACUGGCUCUGGAAGAGCUUCGGAGCAAAGGAGAAUCAAACCAGAUGAAUCUUGACACGGCCAGUGAGAAGCAGUAUACUAUUUACAUAGCUACUGCCAAUGGGCAGUUCACUGUAUUAAAUGGGUCGUUCUCCUUGGAGCUGGUCAGUGAGAAGUACUGGAAAGUGAACAAACCCAUGGAACUGUACUAUGCACCAACGAAGGAACAUAAAUAAGCUGUACUGGAAAACUGAGAUGGGACUAACUCUCUUUUUAUAGCUAUGACUUCUUUAAUAUUAAAAGAAAGCACCGUCAUUAUCUUUAUGGACAAUACAUUUGUGAUGCCUUCAGGCUCUCUCAGUGUACUUAUUAAUAUGAUUAGACAGUAUUCUUGAUUGUAUUUAAUUUAGACUUUUUUUGGCUGUUUUUCUCUAGUGCUUGACAUGCUUUUGUUCCCAGUGUGUGAUAACUGAACGAGUGUUCCAGUUUGGAAUGUCUUAAUUUUAUCCAGGUAAAUCUGGAUUUCUAACACAUUUGACACAGUUAUAGUAGCCUCUGUGAAGUACUGAGCAUUGGAUGGCUAAGUCAGUCUAUUCAAUAGUAAUGUAUGCCAAGGAAUGUGUUAAAUGUUGUAAUUUGCUAAUGGUUAUCCAUAUAAAAGAUGGUAGAAAAUUGAUUUCUGAUAGUCUUGCAACUAAAGGAGAUCUCAUUCCCUAGGAAAGAUGAAUUAUUCAGUUGUUUUGUUUUUUUUUUUUAACAAAUACAGCUAUAGUGAGAAAAAGGACACUUUAAGAACCUUGCUACUUACUGAGCGUCAGUGCAAGGUGAUUCCUGAGGUUGGUUUGCUUUUUAACAAAACAAAACCAAACAAACCCCAAACCCCUUUCCUGUGUAGAAAUUCCAAGCUUGUUUCACACUGCAGUUUCCCAUUUGACUCCUGUUGCAGUGGUAAUCCUGUCCUCACAAACUUAGUCAAAAUCUUAUGGAAGUUUUACAGCCCUACUCUGUUCAAUAUAAUAACAGGUUUUCAUUGAGAAUGCAUCAGAACUUGCUGUAAAGAAUCUUCUUAAAUGUCUUUUGAAAGCAAAUCCCUUCAAUUCCAGCACACUGACAUAAUGCAAAGUGAAAUAUUUUGCUUUACAGAAUUCUUGCCACCCAGCUGUGAGCUUAUCUCAGCUUCCGUUUGAGUAGGGAGGACUUCAACCAUGAGCUGCUCUAAGAUUACUUUUGUUUUUUUUGGCAUAGCUUUAACAAAUGUGGCAUAGCACUUUGGAAGAAAAUUUUAGUACUUGACAAAGUUUACCAUUUAGUGUCUUAAAUUUAGGUUCAAGUUUUAAAACUUGGCAGUAGGUUGUUGUGUGAAGGCCAGUAGCUGCUGUUCAUGUGCAUGUUAAACUUCUCUUCCCUGGCACUGGACGUUGUGGUCAUGUCAGUGAGGGUUGCUUUGCCUUUAGCAUUCUGUCUGACUGGAAAUGUGUUAUGGGAGAUUGACUGUACUGUAAGACUUCCUGAGGAAGCCUCCACACAUUUGCACCUGAAGCUUGAAGCAAAAAAGUUGAUCUAAUACAUGAGAACCAACAUCCUCAACCAUGUCUGGCAUGGUUGCUGUGCUCUUGGCUGCAGUCAGAAUGAAGAUGUGGAGUGUGGUACCUUAGCAUUCAGCUGCUUGGGGACUCUCCUGGGAGGGAAAGCCCCUUUUAUUGCUUCAGUCUUUCAAGACUCACACUUGAAAAUAUGUGUCUGUUCUGACUGCUGCUUCAGAUCAGCUUUAUCCCUACGUGGAAACUACACAAGUCUUCUCUGAGUAAUUACUGCCUCUUGUAAGGGCAUGUUUCUUCAUGACUGUAGAAUGGAAGUAUUCGGGCCCCAGAAGGCUGGGGGAUAAACUUAAUUAACUAACUAAAUCAUUACCUUCUGUUGAAGUGUUGGAUCGUACAGAGAAUUAGUGCAUGUCUGCUGAAUAGAAACCAGAGGGGAUGGGUGUGUUGUCAUUCAAGCUGCUUUCAAAUUUUCGGAGAAAGUUCUAGAUGAGUUGCAGCACACCUUCCCAGGGCGACAGCAAAGGCAACAUCCAGUCCCUUGAGCAGGAGAGCUGUCAGUGAAGCUCAGCAGCCUGUUUAGGAACAAUCUGUCGCUUCUGCCCAGUUCUUUAGAUUGUGUGGGAGAACGUGAAGCUUUUAUGUUCCUGUUCAUGUUGUAGUGACUGUACGGAGUAUUUAUGUUGUCUAAAUAUUCUGUAUGAUGUCGUUGUUUGAUUAAACCCUUGAUUGCACUGUGACUCACUAGUGGUACCAACUAUUUUAUUUUCAACAUGACUUUGCUGCUCUGCCUUGUUAAGCCAUGUUGUUUUUUCGUGUUGCUUUUUUUCUUCUUUUAUUCCAAGUACAUGACAUGUGGUAGGUAAACUUUAGUAUCCAAGCACGGUCGUGAUGAAAUUCCUCUUACAAAUUAACAGCAAAAGCAAAAAUGUUGCAAAAGAGCUACUGGAAAUUCCAGUACUGGUUCCACAUCUGAAAAAUGCCGCAUGUCAGCCAGGCCAGAGAAACAGCAUGGAAAGAGGGAUGCGAUAUCUCCAGCAGUGCUGGAGGCAGUGCAUAAUGUUAGCCUGAACAGCAACCACAAAAUCCAGGUAGCAUCAACUGCACACAAUCCACGAGGCAAAAAGUGGCACGCAAUGCACCAUCACCAAAUGCCAGCUCACCGGUAGCAACGACCUGGAAAGAAGGAGAAGAAGAAAUAGCAGAUGGACUGGCUGGCCAACUUCAGCAAUACAAAGAAAGUCUCUCUUCCUCCCGAUCAACUGGCAUUUCAGCUGAGGAGGAGCUUUCCCAAGAGGUCCAGCAAUUCCGUGGGAAUAUACCUUCCUCUCCACCUGCAUGGACACGACUCUCUCCCACGCAGUCUACAGUAGGUACACACACACCACAUGCCACCCUGAGGUUCUGCUUGCGUGGCAGUGGGGACGCAAUGAAGCAGUGGGACAGAAAAGCCACCUUGACCCUAGUGGCACAGUAAGAAAUUACAAGGGAAAACAACCACAAAAGGGAAUUCUUCCAGGAAAACGCUG